CCUGGAAGUCUACAUGGCUGAUCGUCGUAUCGAAUCUCUCUAUCCUCCAGGGAACAGCUGCAAUACCCGAUCCCAGCCCACUUGUUGUCGUCGUUCCCCUCCUUCCUUGACGUCAACGAACACAAUCCGCCACGCGCGAGCCGCAAGGGCGAGCACGUGGUGACCUGCUGUGUUGGACCCGAGGAGUAAUGGACAUCCUGUUCAGUAUAAGAAUCGGGCUGGGCUCGCCUCGCCGGGACUUCCCAUCUCCAAUUCUUGAAUCUCCGACUAUCUUACCUCAAAGCACCCAGUCGAACAAGUUCUCAUGUCGUCACAUAUCGUCUCCGACACAGCACAGAGGGUGAAGAACAUGGUUGUUGGCGAGAAGAACCGCAAGGUCGCCGACCUCGACGCCGUCACCCAGGAUGUGUCGCCAAAGGAUAGGAUCACCUCCGACUUCGGCGUUAAGGAGGGCAACGUGGACGAGUGGCUGCGCGCAGUCGACCAGGACAAGACAGGCCCGGCACUGCUGGAGGAUUCAUUCUCUCGCGAGAGGAUUCAUCGAUUUGACCAUGAGCGCAUUCCCGAGCGGGUUGUCCACGCUCGAGGAGCCGGCGCGUUCGGCAACUUCCGGCUAUUCCAGAGCAUCGAGGACGUAACCAGCGCCGGCGUUCUCACCGAUACCUCCCGCGAGACACCCGUCUUCGUUCGCUUCUCCACCGUCCAGGGCUCCCGCGGCAGCGCUGAUACCGUUCGCGACGUACGUGGAUUCGCCGUCAAGUUUUACACGCAGGAGGGCAACUGGGAUAUCGUCGGAAAUAAUAUCCCCGUCUUCUUCAUCCAGGAUGCCAUAAAGUUCCCCGAUUUCGUCCACGCCGUAAAGCCGGAGCCCCACAACGAGGUGCCGCAAGGGCAGACUGCGCACAACAAUUUCUGGGAUUUCGUCUUCAUGCACACGGAGGCCACCCACAUGUAUAUGUGGGCAAUGUCGGACCGUGCCAUCCCCCGCUCCUACCGCAUGAUGCAGGGCUUCGGCGUCAAUACGUUCGUGCUGGUGAACAAGAAGGGCGAGCGCCACUUCGUCAAGUUCCACUUCACGCCCGAGUUGGGUGUGCACUCGCUGGUCUGGGACGAGGCGUUGAAGAUAGCUGGCCAGGAUCCCGAUUUCCACCGCAAGGACUUGUACGAGGCGAUUGAGAACGGGGCAUAUCCGAAGUGGAAGUUCGGCGUCCAGUUGAUUCCCGAGUCCAAAGAGCACGAUUUCGACUUCGACAUCCUCGACGCGACAAAGCUGUGGCCUGAGGAUCUCGUCCCGGUUCGAUAUAUCGGCGAGCUCGAACUCAAUAGAAACGUCGACGAGUAUUUCACCCAGACCGAGCAGGUGGCAUUCUGCACAUCCCACAUGGUUCCAGGGAUUGCCCACUCGGACGAUCCUCUUCUCCAGGGACGCAGCUUUAGCUACUUCGACACGCAACUCUCUCGACUUGGGAUCAAUUGGCAGGAGCUUCCCAUUAACAAGCCUGUCUGUCCUGUUAUGAAUUUCAACCGCGAUGGACAGGGUCGACACACGAUCAGCAGAGGAACGGUCAACUACUGGCCGAAUAGAUACGAAUUACGACCACCUGCCCAGGCAUCCGAAGGCGCGUAUCCGGAGCCCAAUUUCCCCGUGCGAGGGGUCAAGGCGCGAACCAAGAGCACCAAGUUCAGAGAACACUACAACCAGGCCCAACUGUUCUAUAACAGCCUCUCAAAACACGAGAGGCAACAUGUUGCGGCCGCUUUCUCGUUCGAAUUAGAUCACUGCGAUGACCCUAUCGUAUACGAGCGCAUGUCGCAACGAUUGGCAGAGAUUGAUCUGGGACUGGCCCAGACGGUGGCCGAGAUGGUUGGAGGCACCAAACCUGACAAGGAGACGAGGGAAAAUCACGGCAGGAGGGCCACUAAGCUCAGCCAAGUCGAGUUCCGACCCGACGAGCCAACUAUCAAGAGCAGACGCAUCGCUAUACUUAUAGCUGACGGAUUCGAUGGAGCGGUCUACGCCGCCAUUAAAGCGGCAAUUCAGACAUCCAGCGGGCUCCCGUUUACGAUUGGUACGCGCAGGUCGGAAAUAUUCGCCGCUAAUUCGUCCCAAAACCCGGGGAGCGGCGUAAAGCCCGAUCAUCAUCUCGAGGGGAUGCGAUCCACGUUGUUCGAUGCCGUAUUUGUCCCCGGCGGUGCGGAGUCGAUCGAGACCUUGUCCGAGAGCGGGCGGGCGCUGCACUGGCUUCGUGAAGCGUUCGGCCACCUUAAGCCUAUCGGUGGCACCGGGGAGGCGGUCCAACUGUUCCAAUUAGCAUUCCCGAUACCCGAGAUUCGGGUCUCGACAGAUAGCAGGCCAGUCGAAUCCUACGGAGUAGUAACGAUGAGCAAGGCAGCCCCUGACAGGCUAAGGGAAGCCGUAGACAUCGUUAAGGAGGGGACGGGGUUCUUGGACAAGUUCUGGUACCAGAUUUCGCAGCACAGAAAUUUCGAUAGGGAACUGGCGGGGCUCAACGCGCGGGUCGCAUAUUGA
This is a messenger RNA of Durotheca rogersii, 2530 nucleotides long. Its product is annotated as catalase. Gene Ontology annotation, biological process: hydrogen peroxide catabolic process; response to oxidative stress. NCBI's taxonomy places the organism in Eukaryota, Fungi, Ascomycota, Sordariomycetes, Xylariales, Xylariaceae. Gene Ontology annotation, cellular component: cytosol. The record is from RefSeq and is a predicted model, not a curated record. Gene Ontology annotation, molecular function: heme binding; catalase activity. The coding region runs from base 305 to 2530 and encodes 741 amino acids. The transcript has 2 exons.